Molecule: messenger RNA, 14266 nt
Organism: Diatraea saccharalis (sugarcane borer)
Lineage: Eukaryota; Metazoa; Arthropoda; Insecta; Lepidoptera; Crambidae
Source: the annotation of a GenBank genome assembly
AUGGGGGACUCCCUAGAUGGGAGUGAAAAUGCUCCGGACUCACAAAAUGUCGUUGCGGUCGAUUUUCAAAACUUUGCAAAUUACCUUCGCCGAGCCGCAACGGUACUUUUACCUGAAGAUGAUGUACCACCACCAGCGCUGAAUGCGGCACUUGACGAUAAAGUGAAUCAAGACUGUAUUAAAAAGUUUAUCUCCGACCCGCAGGUGUCCUCAUUGUAUGUUCAGAGAUUCUCAUCCAAAGAAGAUGACAAUGAACAGCCCACUGAAGGUGAAGAGGAAAAAGAGGCUGUCACAUAUCAAAUCAAUAAUGAGGUCCACUUCACAUCUCCUCGUGUGGCUGCCUUUGUCUGUGUUAAGAGAGGUGCUGUUAUUGAAGCAGACAAGUCUAUUCAUAGUCAGCUACGUCUCAUCAACUUGUCUGAUGGCUCCCCUUAUGAAACAUUGCAUGCCUUCAUCAGUAAAACUAUGGCACCUUUCUUCAAAAGUUAUGUCAAAGAAAGUGGCAGAGCUGAUAGAGAUGGAGAUAAAAUGGCGCCAUCUGUGGAGAAGAAAAUAGCUGAACUAGAGAUGGGUCUUUUACAUCUUCAACAAAACAUUGACAUCCCAGAAAUCACAUUGCCAGUGCAUCCCUUAGUUGCAGCUGUCAUCAAAAGAGCUGCUGAUGAAGGUCGUAAGCCUCGCGUAGCUGACUUUGGAGAUAAAGUUGAGGACUCCACAUUUCUCAAUCAACUACAGAAUGGAGUCAACCGAUGGAUCAAAGAAAUUCAGAAAGUUACAAAACUAGACAGAGAUCCAUCUAAUGGAACAGCACUGCAAGAAAUCUCUUUCUGGCUGAACUUAGAAAGAGCUCUCCAUCGCAUUCAAGAGAAACGGGAAAGCAUCGAGGUGGCAUUAACACUAGAAAUCCUCAAGUAUGGCAAACGGUUUCAUGCGACGGUGUCUUUUGAUACCGACACUGGCUUAAAGCAAGCACUUGCUACUGUAUCAGACUACAACCCGCUGAUGAAAGAUUUUCCCAUCAAUGACCUUCUCAGUGCUACUGAACUGGAAAGGAUUAGAUUAGCAGUGCAGCAAAUAUUUUCCCAUCUGCGCAAGAUUCGCUCUACUAAGUAUCCCAUUCAGCGUGGCUUGAGACUUGUGGAAGCAAUCUCCCGGGAUCUUGGACAACAACUUCUCAAGGUGCUGGGCACUAGAAGGCUGAUGCAUAUACCGUUUGAAGACUUUGAACGUGUCAUGACGCAAUGCUUCGAGGUAUUCUCUUGCUGGGAUGAUGAGUACGAGAAACUUCAAGGACUUUUACGUGAUAUUGUGAAAAAGAAACGUGAUGAACAUCUGAAGAUGGUAUGGCGUGUUUCACCCUCCCAUAAGCGGUUACAAGCGCGCAUGGAACACAUGCGUCGAUUCCGUCGUCACCAUGAGCAACUACGUACCGUCAUGCUUAGGGUACUUCGCCCUCGAGCCACGGUAGCCGCUGAAGCAGGAGCGGGCAGUGAACCAGCUCAGCCACACUCUCUGCCCAUGGACGCUGCCGAUGCUAACGCCAUCGCUGAGGUCAACUUGGCAUAUGAAAACGUGAAGGAGGUCGACUGUUUAGAUAUCUCACGUGAAGGCUGCGAUGCAUGGGAAGCAGCUGUACGCCGUUAUGAAGACAGAAUCGAUCGAGUGGAGACUCGCAUCACUGCUCAUCUACGGGACCAGCUGGGUACGGCGAAGAACGCCAACGAAAUGUUCCGCAUAUUCUCGCGGUUUAACGCGCUAUUUGUUCGGCCUCAUAUUCGUGGCGCCAUACGCGAAUAUCAAACCCAACUCAUACAACGUGUCAAAGACGACAUAGAAACACUUCACGAAAAGUUUAAGGUGCAAUACCCUCAGUCAAAAUGCAGCCGUCUGUCUCUGGUGCGUGAUUUACCACCGGUAGCUGGUUCCAUUAUCUGGGCGAAACAGAUCGAUCACCAACUUACUGCUUACUUGAAGAGAGUUGAGGAUGUUCUUGGCAAGGGUUGGGAGAAUCACAUAGAAGGUCAGAAGCUGAAAGCUGACGGUGACAGCUUCCGUCUCAAAUUGGACACUCAAGAAGUUUUCGAUGAUUGGGCUCGGAAAGUGCAACAACGCAAUCUCGGUGUGACUGGUCGAAUCUUCGCUAUUGAGUCUGUGCGAGCUCGUUCCAGCAAAACUGGAACUAUUCUGAAAUUGAAAGUUAACUUCCUUCCGGAAAUUAUCACUCUAUACAAGGAAGUCCGCAAUCUGAAGAACUUAGGAUUUAGAGUUCCAUUGGCGAUAGUCAACAAAGCUCACCAAGCCAAUCAACUGUAUCCAUUCGCUAUCUCGCUCAUCGAAAGCGUUCGAACAUAUGAACGUACCCUGGAAAAGAUUCGUGACAAAGCAUCCAUUAUCCCGCUAGUGGCUAGCUUACGACGGGACGUCCUCAAUCAAGUCUCCGAGGGUAUGGCGCUUGUAUGGGAGUCAUACAAACUUGAUCCUUAUGUGCAGAAGCUUAGCGAAGUAGUACUUUUGUUCCAAGAAAAGGUGGAAGAUUUAUUAGCAGUAGAAGAACAGAUUUCGGUGGACGCACGCUCGCUUGAAACAUGCCCGUAUUCGGCCACUAGUCUAGCGGAUAUACUAAGUCGUCUGCAACGAGCCAUCGACGAUUUGUCGCUACGACAGUACAGCAACUUGCAUCUGUGGGUUCAACGUCUGGAUGAAGAGGUCGAGAAGAGUUUGGCGGCUCGUUUGCAAGCUGGCGUGGAAGCGUGGACCGCGGCUUUGCUCGGCAAAAUCAACGAGCUCGACUUGUCUAUGGACACAUAUUCCCCUGCAGAACCUACUCAUAAGCCUGGUGGUGAACCGCAGAUUGCUCGCGUAGUACACGAGGUGCGCAUCACCAAUCAGCAAAUGUAUCUUUUCCCGUCUUUGGAAGAAGCUCGUUUCCAACUCAUGCGACAGAUGUUCGCAUGGCAGGCUAUCGUUACUUCUCAACACCGAUUGCAAAGCACCAGAUACCAAGUGGGUGUUUCUCGUGCACAGACCGCCACUUACAGGAACUUAUUGACUAAGUUACCAGGAGGUUCGUCUCCCUUGGAAAAUGCAUACGAUGCCAUCGAACAGAAGAUCUCACAAGUUCGCGAAUAUGUGGAUGAAUGGCUACGCUAUCAAGCUUUAUGGGAUCUGCAGCCUGAAAGUCUGUAUGGACGACUCGGAGAAGAUAUCACUUUGUGGAUCAAAUGCUUGAAUGAUAUCAAGAAAUCGCGCACUACGUUCGACACGUCUGACACACGCCGUGAAUAUGGGCCAGUAGUGAUCGACUUCGCUCGCGUGCAGAGUAAAGUAGCACUUAAGUACGACGCGUGGCACAAGGAAGUACUCGGCAAGUUCGGAGCCCUACUCGGCGGCGAAAUGGUGCAGUUCCACUCGCGACUCGCCAAGUCGCGCGGCCAGCUAGAACAGCAGACUAUAGAAGCUGCAUCGACCAGCGACGCUGUAUCUCUUAUUACAUACGUGCAACAGCUCAAGAGAGAAGUUCUUGCAUGGGAAAAGCAAGUAGAUGUCUACCGCGAAGCUCAACGCAUAUUGGAACGUCAAAGAUUCCAGUUUCCGGCUCAGUGGCUGCACGUAGAUAACAUCGAAGGGGAAUGGAGCGCUUUCAAUGAAAUAAUGCGUAGAAAAGAUUCGUCUAUUCAAACCCAAGUGGCGUCCCUGCAACAGAAGAUAGUAGCCGAAGAUAAAGCUGUAGAGACUCGCACGUCAGAGUUUCUGAGCGAGUGGGAGCGCAGCAAGCCUACUGAUGGCUCCACGAGACCUGAAGAUGCACUGGCUCGUCUGCAAGCGAUGGAGGCACGAUAUACACGCUUGAAGGAUGAGCGUGAUAACGUUGCCAAGGCUAAAGAAGCAUUGGAACUUCACGACACAGGUACUUCAGUAAACAACGAGCGCAUGACAGUGGCUUUGGAAGAAUUGCAAGAUUUGCGUGGUGUGUGGUCUUCGCUUAGUAAGAUCUGGACUCAGAUCGAUGACAUCCGAGAGAAACCGUGGUUGUCUGUUCAACCUAGGAAACUACGGCAACAACUCGAAGCCAUGCUUAACGAAUUGAAAGAGCUACCAGCUCGCCUUCGUAUGUAUGACAGCUAUGAGUACGUUCGCAGACUACUGCAAUCCUACACCAAGGUGAACAUGUUGAUAGUGGAGCUAAAAUCGGACGCGCUAAAAGAGCGCCACUGGCGUCAACUGUGUAGAGCACUGAAGGUGGACUGGUCGCUGUCCGAGUUGACACUGGGGCAAGUGUGGGACGCCGAUCUGUUGCAUAAUGAGCAUACUGUCAAAGAUGUCGUCUCUGUCGCACAGGGUGAGAUGGCCCUCGAAGAAUUCUUGAAACAGGUUCGCGAGUCGUGGCAGAGCUACGAAUUAGAUUUGAUCAACUAUCAGAACAAGUGCAAGAUAAUACGCGGUUGGGAUGACCUCUUCAACAAAGUCAAGGAGCACAUCAACAGUGUCGCUGCGAUGAAACUCUCACCUUAUUACAAGGUAUUCGAAGAAGAAGCCCUGACUUGGGAGGAGAAACUGAAUCGUAUCAACGCGCUAUUCGACGUUUGGAUUGACGUACAACGUCGCUGGGUAUACCUAGAGGGGAUAUUCAGUGGUUCAGCUGACAUUAAGACUUUAUUGCCGGUGGAAACCAGCCGUUUUCAGAGUAUCAGCUCUGAAUUCCUGGGAUUGAUGAAGAAAGUGAGUAAGUCACCGAUGGUAAUGGAUGUUCUGAAUAUACCGGGCGUUCAGCGGUCAUUGGAGAGGCUCGCAGACUUAUUAGGCAAGAUACAGAAGGCGCUCGGUGAAUAUCUAGAACGAGAGAGAAGCAGCUUCCCGCGCUUCUACUUUGUGGGUGACGAAGAUUUGCUUGAAAUCAUCGGCAAUAGCAAGAACAUCGCGCGAUUACAGAAACAUUUCAAGAAGAUGUUUGCCGGCGUCGCCGCCAUUAUACUCAACGAAGACAACACCGUCAUCAACGGCAUAGCUUCUAGAGAGGGAGAAGAAGUGUAUUUCACAUCACCGGUAUCUACAAUAGAGAACCCGAAGAUCAACUCAUGGUUGUCUAUGGUCGAACGUGAGAUGCGCGUGACAUUGGCUUGCCGUUUGAAAGACGCAGUGGGUGACGUGAAACAGUUCAAGGAUGGAAACGUUGAUCCACAAAAAUUCAUCGAAUGGUGUGAUAAGUACCAAGCCCAAAUCGUGGUGUUAGCUGCUCAGAUCCUAUGGUCUGAAGAUGUAGAAGCUGCUUUAGCCAGUGGUGGGGGAGAUGGUCUGAAGCGAGUGCUAGCACACGUCGAGAAUAUGCUCAACAUAUUAGCUGACUCCGUACUUCAAGAACAACCACCACUUAGAAGGAAGAAACUCGAACACCUGAUCAAUGAAUUCGUGCACAAACGUACGGUGACUCGUCGACUGAUCGCAUCGGAUGUGAACAGCCCACGUAGCUUCGAGUGGCUCUGCGAAAUGAGAUUCUAUUUCGACCCUAGGAACAAUGAUGUACUACAACAACUGACCAUCCACAUGGCGAAUGCCAAAUUCCUCUAUGGGUUCGAAUACUUGGGGGUACAAGACCGCCUCGUUCAGACCCCGUUGACUGAUCGCUGCUAUCUGACUAUGACCCAAGCUCUGGAAGCUCGACUUGGAGGAUCGCCGUUCGGUCCCGCUGGCACGGGUAAAACGGAAUCAGUGAAAGCUCUGGGCAACCAACUUGGUCGGUUUGUUCUAGUAUUCAAUUGCGAUGAAACCUUCGACUUCCAGGCUAUGGGUCGAAUCUUUGUUGGGUUAUGCCAGGUCGGAGCCUGGGGUUGCUUCGACGAGUUCAAUCGUCUCGAAGAAAGAAUGUUGUCAGCUGUAUCUCAGCAAGUUCAGACCAUUCAAGAAGCACUCAAGAGCCAUCAAGAGGGCGAUAAUACGGGCAAAUCGAUAUCAGUAGAACUAGUAGGCAAACAAGUCCGUGUAAGUCAAGACAUGGCUAUCUUCAUCACUAUGAACCCUGGUUACGCGGGCCGUUCAAACUUGCCGGACAAUCUUAAGAAACUGUUCCGCAGUUUGGCUAUGACGACGCCCGAUCGACAACUCAUUGCCGAAGUUAUGUUGUUCAGUCAAGGAUUCAGAACAGCCGAAAAAUUGGCCUGCAAAAUCGUGCCCUUCUUCAAACUUUGUGAUGAACAACUAUCAAAUCAAUCGCACUACGACUUCGGCUUGCGAGCCCUAAAAUCGGUGCUUGUAUCAGCUGGUAACGUGAAACGAGAUCGUAUACAAAAGAUUAAGGAGAACCUUGUCGAAAGAGGUAAUGAAGUGCCAGACGAAGCGUCCAUAGCCGAAUCCCUGCCGGAACAAGACAUCUUGAUCCAGUCGGUAUGCGAGACCAUGGUACCCAAGCUGGUCGCAGAGGAUAUACCGCUGCUCUUCUCACUACUAAACGAUGUCUUCCCCAACGUGGGAUACACCAGAGCUGAGAUGACUGGUUUGAAGAACGAAAUUCGCGCUGUUUGUGCUGAAGAAUUCCUUGUGUGUGGAGAAGGAGAUGAACAAGGUUCCACAUGGAUGGAAAAGGUCUUGCAGUUAUACCAAAUUUGCAAACUCAACCAUGGGCUAAUGAUGGUGGGUCCAUCUGGCAGCGGCAAAUCUACUGCCUGGCGUGUUUUGCUGAAAGCUCUGGAGAGGUUUGAAGGUGUGGAAGGAGUAGCUCACGUGAUUGAUCCAAAAGCGAUGUCAAAGGAGACUUUAUACGGUGUACUGGAUCCUAAUACCCGCGAAUGGACAGACGGUCUUUUCACCCACAUUCUAAGGAAAAUCAUUGACAACGUGCGUGGUGAAAUCAACAAACGUCAAUGGAUCAUCUUCGACGGUGACGUGGAUCCCGAGUGGGUAGAGAAUCUGAACUCGGUGCUAGACGAUAACAAACUGCUCACUUUGCCAAACGGCGAGCGUCUUUCGCUGCCACCUAAUGUCCGAGUCAUGUUUGAGGUACAAGACUUGAAGUACGCCACCUUGGCCACUGUGUCGCGUUGCGGCAUGGUUUGGUUCUCACAGGAUGUCCUCACCACUGAAAUGAUAUUCGAAAACUAUCUUAUGAGACUCAGGAAUAUACCACUGGAAGAUGGCGAAGAAGAUUCUUUCAGUAUUGUAAUGGCAGCUCCCACCGCUGGCGGUGAUCAAAAUGCUACUGAAAAUAUUCUUUCACCAGCACUACAGACGCAACGCGAUGUAGCGUCGAUACUUCAGCCGUUGUUCUUCGGUGAUGGACUGGUGGUGAAAUGCUUGGAACGUGCGGCGACUCUCGACCACAUUAUGGAUUUCACUCGUCACCGAGCACUGUCCUCACUCCACUCGAUGCUCAAUCGCGGCGUCCGGAACAUUCUUGCUUAUAAUCGACAACACCCCGAUUUCCCUAUUACUAACGAGCAACUAGAAGCAUAUGUGCCCAAGUGGCUCGUAUACUCUUUGCUGUGGUCGUUCGCCGGUGACGCCAAAUUAAAGGACCGCAACGAACUUGGCGACUUUAUUAGAUCAGCCAGUACUAUGCAGCUACCAAAUUGCGGAGCCAAUCAACACAUCAUUGACUUCGAGGUUUCGAUAACUGGUGAAUGGGUGCCUUGGUCGGCUAAAGUACCACAGAUAGAGGUAGAAACGCAUAAAGUGGCCGCGCCCGACGUAGUGGUGCCCACUCUCGAUACUGUGCGCCACGAGGCACUUCUCUAUACCUGGCUAGCUGAGCAUAAGCCUUUGGUACUAUGCGGUCCUCCUGGCUCUGGUAAGACCAUGACACUAUUUUCUGCGUUGAGAGCACUACCAGACAUGGAAGUGGUGGGGCUCAACUUCUCGUCGGCCACCACGCCUGAACUGCUCCUCAAAACCUUUGAUCAUUACUGCGAAUACAGAAAGACACCUAACGGCGUAGUACUGGCACCUGUUCAGCUGGGCAAGUGGCUGGUGUUGUUCUGUGAUGAAAUCAAUUUGCCAGAUAUGGACCAGUACGGCACACAGCGCGUCAUCUCAUUCUUGAGACAACUACUUGAACACAAGGGAUUCUAUAGAGCUAGCGAUCACUCUUGGGUACAUCUGGAGCGCAUCCAGUUCGUGGGCGCGUGUAAUCCUCCCACGGACCCCGGCCGCAAGCCGCUGUCGCAUCGUCUACUGCGACACGUACCUGUCAUAUAUGUAGACUAUCCCGGCGAGACAUCUCUCGAACAGAUUUACGGCACGUUCACUCGUGCUAUGCUAAGAAUGCAGCCGGCUUUACGCGGGUACGCUGAACCGUUGACGCAGGCAAUGGUCCGUCUGUACCUCGCGUCACAGGAGCGGUUCACGCAGGAUAUGCAGCCGCAUUAUGUGUACUCGCCAAGAGAGAUGACGCGAUGGGUUCGAGGCAUAUGCGAGGCUAUCAGACCUCUAGACAACUUAUCCGUGGAAGGCCUUGUACGCUUGUGGGCGCACGAAGCUCUACGCUUGUUCCAAGACCGUCUUGUUGAAGAUUCGGAAAGGCAAUGGACAGACGAAAACAUCGAUACUGUAGCCAUGAGAUUCUUCCCAGGUAUCAACAGAGAGCAAGCAUUAGCGCGUCCCAUUCUAUACAGCAAUUGGCUAAGCAAAGACUACGUACCUGUACUAAGAGACCAGCUACGUGAAUAUGUCAAAGCUAGACUGAAGGUGUUCUAUGAAGAAGAAUUGGACGUUCCCCUCGUUCUGUUCGACGAAGUACUGGAUCACGUGUUGCGUAUCGAUCGUAUUUUCCGCCAACCUCAGGGGCAUUUAUUGCUCAUUGGUGUUUCUGGUGCGGGCAAAACUACCCUCAGUCGUUUCGUCGCUUGGAUGAACGGUCUUAGUAUCUUCCAGAUAAAAGUUCAUAACAAAUACACGGGCGCGGACUUCGACGAAGAUCUGCGUACUGUACUGCGACGCGCUGGAUGCCGCGACGAAAAGCUCGCGUUCAUAUUGGAUGAAUCUAACGUACUCGACAGCGGCUUCCUUGAGCGAAUGAAUACGCUACUCGCUAACGGAGAGGUUCCUGGGUUGUUCGAAGGCGACGAAUUUGCUGCUCUCAUGACUCAAUGUAAGGAGGGAGCUCAAAGGGAAGGUCUAAUGUUGGACUCAAACGAUGAGCUGUACAAAUGGUUUACUGGUCAGGUGAUGCGCAAUUUACACGUCGUGUUUACCAUGAAUCCGUCGUCUGAAGGGCUGAAGGAUCGCGCGGCGACAUCGCCAGCUCUGUUCAAUCGCUGUGUACUCAACUGGUUCGGUGAUUGGAGCGAUGGGGCACUGUUCCAAGUUGGUAAAGAGUUCACUAGUCGGAUGGACCUCGACUCUGCCGAGUACGUGCCGCCGGAUUUGUUCCCGGCGGCGUGCGGGGAGGUGGGCGCGCGGCCGUCGCACCGGGAGGCGGUCGUGAACGCGUGCGUGUACGUGCACCAGACGCUGCACCAGGCCAACGCGAGGCUGGCCAAGCGGGCCAACCGGACCAUGGCCAUCACGCCCAGACAUUACCUAGAUUUUAUCCAGCAAAUGGUGAAACUGUAUGCUGAGAAACGAGCCGAUCUAGAAGAACAGCAGUUGCAUUUGAAUGUGGGGCUCGGCAAGAUAGCAGAGACCGUCGAACAGGUUGAGGAAAUGCAAAAGAGUCUUGCUGUCAAAUCACAGGAAUUACAAGCUAAAAACGAAGCCGCUAACGCUAAACUUCGACAAAUGGUCAAAGAUCAGCAAGAAGCUGAAAAGAAGAAGGUUGAAAGUCAGGAAAUUCAGGUUGCUUUAGAAAAACAAACCAAGGAAAUUGAAGCGAAACGAAGAGAUGUAAUGGCGGACUUAGCGCAAGUAGAACCUGCUGUUAUCGAAGCGCAAAACGCUGUGCGGUCUAUCAAGAAGCAGCAGUUAGUGGAGGUGCGAUCUAUGGCAAAUCCACCGUCCGUAGUGAAGAUGGCACUGGAGUCUAUAUGCACGCUGCUCGGAGAGAAGGGUGACACCUGGAAGGGAAUCCGUUCCGUCGUCAUGAAGGACAACUUCAUAUCCACCAUCGUCAACUUCGAAACUGAGAAUAUCACUGACGAUGUACGCGAGAAAAUGAGGACUCGUUAUUUAAGCAAUCCAGAUUAUAACUUCGAAAAAGUCAACCGAGCUAGUAUGGCUUGCGGUCCUAUGGUUAAAUGGGCUAUAGCUCAGAUCGAAUACGCCGAUAUGUUGAAACGUGUGGAACCUCUUCGCAAUGAACUGAAAGCGCUAGAAGACCAAGCACAAAGCAACGUGAAAGCUGGUGAUGAAGUCCGUGAGCUUAUCGCCCAGCUCGAGAAGUCUAUUGCUUCUUACAAAGAGGAAUACGCGCAGCUUAUCAGCCAAGCUCAGGCUAUCAAGACCGAUCUCGAGAACGUGCAAGCUAAAGUGGACAGGUCCAUAGCGUUACUGAAGAGUUUGGUAAUAGAACGUGAACGAUGGGAAGCUAGCUCUGAAACAUUCCGUUCUCAAAUGAGCACGAUUGUCGGUGACGUCCUGCUUUCGGCCGCUUUCAUCGCAUACGGCGGAUACUUUGAUCAACAUUAUCGUCAAAACCUAUUCUCCACAUGGACGAAUCAUCUAGCCAAUGCUAACAUUAAGUAUCGGGCGGAUAUCGCUCGCACUGAAUAUCUAAGCAAUCCUGACGAGCGUCUACGCUGGCAAGCGAACGCGUUACCGACAGACGAACUCUGUGUAGAGAACGCCAUCAUGCUAAGGCGCUUCAACCGCUAUCCACUGAUCAUCGACCCAUCGGGACAAGCAACAGAGUUCAUAAUGCGCGAGUUCAAGGAUCGCAAGAUUACAAAAACCUCCUUCCUCGACGACUCCUUCAGGAAGAAUUUAGAAUCGGCGUUGCGUUUCGGUAACCCGCUACUCGUACAGGACGUUGAGAACUAUGACCCAAUACUCAACCCGGUGCUGAAUCGAGAACUCCGACGCACAGGCGGACGUGUUCUCAUUACACUUGGUGACCAGGAUAUUGAUCUCAGUCCUUCAUUCGUUAUCUUCCUAAGCACUAGGGACCCCACGGUCGAGUUCCCGCCGGACAUGUGCUCGCGUGUGACAUUCGUUAACUUUACUGUGACACGAUCGUCGCUGCAAUCGCAGUGUCUGCAUCGCGUCCUGAAAGCCGAGCGACCAGAUAUAGACACAAAACGUUCCGAUUUGCUCAAACUGCAAGGCGAGUUCCACCUUCGAUUGAGACAACUCGAAAAGUCUCUUCUCCAAGCAUUGAAUGAUGCCAAGGGUAAAAUUCUCGAUGACGACUCUGUUAUUGCUACCCUCGAAACACUUAAGAAGGAAGCUGAUGACAUCGGACAAAAGGUGGAAGAAACUGAUAAAGUUAUCGCUGAAAUUGAAACUGUUAGCCAGCAGUACCUACCGUUGUCUCAAGCUUGCAGUAGUAUUUACUUCACUAUGGAAUCGCUGAACCAAGUACAUUUCCUGUAUCAAUAUUCGCUGAAGAUGUUCUUGGACAUAUUUAGUUCAGUGCUUGUGUGCCCGUUAUUAAACGGUGUCACUGAUUACACCGCCCGGCUGAAGACAAUCACGGAGGAACUAUUUACUGCGGUGUAUGAACGCGUAGCUCGCGGUAUGUUGCAUACGGACCGAUUGACAUUCGCGCUGCUCCUGUGCCGUAUCCAACUGAAGGGUAUAGGCGCGGCGGAUACACUGGAACAGCCUUUCGCUGUGUUCCUCCGCGGCAAGGAAGGAUUCGUAUCCCACGCGCCACCCUCCGACCAUCUCACGCCGCAACAGCACGCCGCCGCUGCCCGCCUGGCUUCCAGAUUGGUAUCGUUCCGUCGUCUGCUGGAGAAAGCGGCGGAAUUGCCUGAGUUGCCAGCUUGGCUAGCGCAAGCGGCGCCCGAACAAUGCGUGCCCACACUGUGGGACUGCGAACCUGCCGCGCCCCCCGCAUCUCACACACUCGCCAUGUACCGGCUGCUGCUCAUACAGGCUUUCCGUCCGGAUCGUGUGAUAGCAGCUGCCACGCAGCUAGUGAGCGCGGUACUGGGACCUACUUUCAUGGCCAAAGCGGAGACUGAGCUCGAUCUCGCCGCCAUAACUGAAACUCAACUCAACGCCACCACUCCAGCGCUGCUAUGUUCCGUGCCAGGAUACGACGCUAGCGGUCGGGUGGAUGAUAUGGCUACAGAAUUGAACAAACCGUUAUCCAGCAUCGCUAUUGGCUCGGCCGAAGGUUUUAACCAAGCCGAGCGUGCCAUCAAUACUGCUUGCAAAUCGGGACGGUGGGUAAUGCUAAAGAACGUCCACUUGGCUCCUGUAUGGUUGGUACAGCUGGAGAAGAAGCUACACUCGCUGCAGCCUCACCCGAGCUUCCGUCUGUUCCUCACUACUGAAAUUAGUCCAAAAUUGCCCGUUAAUUUACUGCGUGCCGGACGUAUAGUGGUAUUCGAACCGCCUCCUGGUAUCAGAGCCAAUCUUCUCAGAACAUUCGCCACGGUUCCUGCUGCACGCAUGAUGAAACCUCCUUCAGAACGCGCUAGACUUUAUUUCCUGCUGGCUUGGUUCCAUGGUAUCGUACAAGAACGUCUUCGUUACGUACCUCUGGGCUGGGCCAAGUACUACGAGUUCAACGAGUCUGACUUGCGCGUAGCGUGCGAUACGCUCGACACAUGGAUCGAUGCCACUGCUAUGAGUCGUACUAAUCUGCCGCCGGAGAAAGUCCCAUGGGAGGCGUUGGUGACACUCCUGUCGCAGUGUAUCUACGGCGGCAAGAUAGAUAACGCGUUCGAUCAGCGACUGUUACAUUCCUUCCUCUGCAAACUUUUCACGCCUCGUUCCUUCGAGGCAGACUUUGCACUAGUAGCCAACGUUGAUGGCUUGCUGCAACAGGCGACCGGUAAUCAGCGGCACAUCACUAUGCCGGACGGCAACCGGCGCGAUCACUUCCUCAAGUGGAUCGAAGAACUGUCCGAUAGGCAGACUCCUUCUUGGCUCGGCUUACCAAACAACGCUGAGAAGGUACUACUAACAACCCAAGGCAGUGACCUUGUAUCAAAACUAUUGAAAAUGCAACAAUUAGAAGACGAGGAAGAGCUCGCAUAUAACGCUGCUACACAGGACGAUCAUUCGAUAGUGGUAGAGGGCGACGGGCGGCCCGCGUGGAUGAAGACAUUGCACCAGACCGCCACUAACUGGUUGCAGCUGUUGCCGCAAGAGCUGCCCACGCUGCGUCGCACUGUGGAGAACAUAAAGGAUCCUCUGUAUCGGUUCUUCGAGCGCGAGGUGGCCGCGGGCGCUUCCCUGCUGCAGCAGGUGCUCCAUGAUCUACGCAACGUCAUCUCUAUCUGCCAGGGUGAAAUGAAGCAGACGAACGAGACCCGCGCGAUGGUCGGCUCGCUGGUGCGCGGCAUGUUGCCGAGCAGCUGGCGGCGGUACGCGGUGGCGCGCGGCUGCACCGUGCAGCAGUGGGUGGGGGACUUCGCGCACCGCGUCACGCAGCUCGCCGCCGUCUCGCAGGCAGUCGCCGAGCGCGGCGCCAAGCGGCUGCAGAGUGUACCAGUCUGGUUGGGUGGGCUAUUGAACCCGGAGGCUUAUAUUACAGCCACGCGCCAAUGUGUCGCGCAAGCGAACUCUUGGUCUCUUGAGGAGUUGUACCUACAAGUGACGAUCCCUGAUCCCGGCACCCCGACGGAGAACGCUCAGUCGGAAUGGUCGUUCUCAGUGACGGGACUGAAGCUGCAAGGCGCCACCGUGCGCGGCAACCGACUCCUACUCACCAAUACCAUAAUGGUGGAUCUGCCGCUCACUGUACUCACGUGGCUACGCGGUCCUGAGCCAGCGGCUGCAGGUCAGUCACUAACUCUGCCGGUGUACUUGAAUAGUGCUCGCUCUGAGCUGCUGUUCACUGUACGAUUGCCCGUCGCACCUGGACAGGAACCUCAUGCCUUCUACGAGCGUGGCGUCGCAUUACUUACAUCUACUGCUCUUAACUAAUUUAUUAAUCCACUGCACUUGAAAACAAAGUCAGAGCAACUAAUUUUGGCGGCUCUGUUUGGUGACUAAAGAAAACUGUCACAGACUUAAACUUUUAGCUAUUUCAUGUAUUCCAAAUAUGUGCUUCAAAAGAAAUAUUUAUUUUAAGUUAAAAUGUGAAACACUACGAAUAUAAAACAUUUUAACAAUAUUGUGUAAGGAAAAUAUAUUUAUUGUAUUGUUAUUUUUAGUGCUGAGUUUCAAUUACUACAUCAAAUGUAUUUCAUGUAAUCGUUGUUAAUUUCAAUAACCACAAUAAAUU